AAAAAGAAAUAUCGAUUUAUUUUCAUCAGCCUAAUGUUCACGUUUUCUAAUACUAAAUUUUGUCGCCGUUACAUAAUUUUUCGCGCUCAAAAACGAAGGCUGAUAUCAUUUUUUUGCGUUAUCGAGGUGAACGUUUGAUAUCAGCUCUUCAACGAACGCCUACCAAAAAAACACUUCAAACCGGUUGAUUUCUUGAUUAGAAUUUUCCAAUCCGUCACUUCGAAACUUUAAUAUCAGCAAUAAAAAUCAUUAUAAUCGAUAAAGUUUUUAAGGUAUAAAAUGGCCCAGCACAUCCUCAACGAUCAUUCAAAACUGUCGCUCAACCAGCGAACUAUCUGUUCUUUGUUGCGGUGCCAUUUUCUUGGCUUCUUGGAAUUUCUAACGAUGCAAUGGCUGAAUUUGAUAGUUUUUGCUUAUCUUAUCGCGAUGGCGACGAGUGCAGGAGACAAAAAAGUAGUUUGUUACUUUGCAAGUUGGUCAGUUUAUCGACCUGGAGUUGGACGAUUUGCGAUAGAAGACAUUAAUGCGACGCUGUGCACUCACUAUAUUUACGCCUUCGUGGGUCUUGAGAAUAAUCAAGUAAAGAUUCUUGAUCCGUGGCAAGCGCUCCCCGACGGAGGAGGUCAAGAUGGUUUUGCAAAAUUUAAUCAUCUACGGAACAAAAAUCCAGGUGUAAAGACCAUGGUGGGAAUCGGUGGGUGGAACGAAGGUUCUAGGAAAUAUUCAAUAAUGGCGUCGUCUCCUAAUUCCCGUGAAAUAUUCGUCAACAGCGCCGUUAAAUUUUUAAAGCGAUACAGUUUUGAUGGGCUCGACAUCAACUGGGAAUACCCGAAUCAACGCGGAGGCAAACUUGAAGACGUUAAGAACUUUGUUUUGCUCCUGAAGGAAUUGAGAAUAGCAUUUGACAAAGAAAACCUUCUCCUCAGUGCCGGGGUCGCUGCUGCUAAGUCGUCGGCCACGAAGUCAUACAAUAUCGAAGAAAUUUGGAAAUAUCUUGACUUUAUCAAUGUCCUGACUUAUGAUCUUCAUGGUAAUUGGGAUUCUCGUACAGGCCUCAUUGCUCCGCUUUAUCAAGGUUCCACCGACUCUGCAUAUGACAGAGAAAUAACAGUAGACGCUUCCAUCAAAUACUGGCUGUCUAAAGGUGUAUCAACCGAGAAGCUUAUUCUCGGGGUCCCUUCGUACGGUCAAACUUUCACGCUAUCUGACGUCAACCGAAACGGUGUUGGUGCUCCGACCAAGGGACCUGGAGAGCCGGGCCCUUAUACGGGAAAUGCUGGAACGCUCGGUUACAAUGAGAUCUGUACAAAAAUAGAGAAAGCUGGUUGGAUUCGUCAUUUCGACGAAGAGAGAAUAGGACCUUACUUAUACAGUGGAGACCAGUGGAUUGGUUACGAUGAUCCUCAGUCUGUGGGAGAAAAAGCUGCAUACGUUAAUCGUCUAGAUCUCGGAGGUGUUUUGAUAUGGUCUAUCGAUACUGAUGAUUUCAGAGGUAACUGCGGCGCGAAAUAUCCUUUGAUUGGAAGAUUAAAACACAUUCUUGAUCAUGGAUUUGACGGAUAAUCAUUUUCA
This is a messenger RNA of Venturia canescens, 1572 nucleotides long. Its product is annotated as acidic mammalian chitinase-like. The record is from RefSeq and is a predicted model, not a curated record. Gene Ontology annotation, molecular function: chitin binding; chitinase activity. NCBI's taxonomy places the organism in Eukaryota, Metazoa, Arthropoda, Insecta, Hymenoptera, Ichneumonidae. The transcript has 5 exons. Gene Ontology annotation, cellular component: extracellular region. Gene Ontology annotation, biological process: carbohydrate metabolic process; chitin catabolic process. Bases 280 to 1563 code for a protein of 427 amino acids.